Molecule: messenger RNA, 201 nt
Organism: Haemonchus placei
Lineage: Eukaryota; Metazoa; Nematoda; Chromadorea; Rhabditida; Trichostrongylidae
Source: the annotation of a GenBank genome assembly
UUUCUGAGUCCUUUUUCGUGUAGUAGGUCCGUAAAGCAUUGUAGAGAUUGUCAAAUACUCGAUCAACCGAUUGACUGAUAAACAAUUUGGUGACUUUUCUUGUACUUAGUUUACUGGCGAUUUUCUUUUGAGCUCUCAUCGAUAAACUGGCUGCGGAAAAGCCACUGUCUUGCUCAACAUUCUGCUCGACGACCAGAUUAG